CUCCCUGAUGGCAGCCGUGGGUCUCAAGUUACUCAGUAGGCAUAAGAUUACUGAAAGAGAGAGAGCUUAAACAGAACACAAGGGUGUGCAGAAAUCUGAUUGUAAUGCAGGCUAAGAAGAGGAGCAAGGCUAGAGAGGGACAGAGGCGAAAAGAGGAGCCCCACUCUUCCUGGAUCACAGCGCUCACAGAAGGACCGUCCUGCUCCAGAGGUUUUCCCUGAUCAAGUGACAGUAUCUUGGGAUUCGGCUCUCUGCUUCAGAACUAGCUUGAAUCUUCUCUGAUCUCUUGGCACUUUGCGGUGCAGAGUGGGCUUGCUGGUUGGCCUGUGCUUUUGGUUGCCCCACUGUCAUUUCAUCCUGGGUUAGGAGCCUGAGCUCUGCCCCAGGGAGGGGAGGGAGGCCAUGGAGGUUCCUCUAGUCAACUUUGAGAACCUGGAUGACAUCGGAAUCAACCUGGGAGACCCAAGUGACUCGGGAUAUCCGAACUCUCCCACCUCAGAUACCCCGGAACCAAACCAGGGGACCCGUGGCAUAAACUCACCCACACACUCACCUCAGAGAGGAAGACAGCCAAGGCACUCGCUGGCCUCUCCACCAACACUAAGCAAGAAAGGAACAUCAAGCUGUAACAGCCUGAUCUCCAACUGGAAGGUUCUGAUGAACAGCGAGGGCAGUCCCAAUGAGGCUCUCCUAGGAAAAGUAGCCAAGGAUUGUUGCGAGGACUACUUUGCAGAAAAGGAGAAAUUUGAGGAGGGCGAACAAAAAGUGGUUAUCAAUGUCUCAGGGAUGAUGUACGAAACAACACUUAAAACUUUAAAUCAGUUCCCAGAUACCUUGCUGGGAGACCCCAUGAGGAGGAUUGACUACUUUGACCACAUGAAGAACGAGUAUUUCUUUGACCGCAACCGCCCGAGCUUCGAUGGAAUCUUGUAUUUCUAUCAGUCCGGAGGCAAGAUUCGGAGGCCAGCAAACGUGCCAUUGGAUGUAUUUGCAGAUGAGAUAGUGUUCUAUCGACUGGGGCAUGAGGUCAUGGAACAGUUCAGGGAGGAUGAAGGUUUCAUCAAAGACCCUGAGCCUCAACUCCCAACCAGUGAGAUUCACCGUCAAUUUUGGCUGCUCUUUGAGUACCCAGAGAGCUCCAGUGCUGCCAGGUCAGUGGCCUUAGUGUCUGUUUUUGUCAUCACUAUAUCUAUUUGUAUCUUCUGCCUGGAGACGCUCCCGGAAUUCCGCGAUGAGCGUGAAUUUACACCUGCAUUCGUCAACCUAACCCGUGACGCCAACGGCACACUUCUGUCCCCUACCCCUCAUCCUAAGGCCGUGCUCUCUGUCUUUACUGACCCUUUCUUUGUGGUGGAGACCAUCUGCAUUGUUUGGUUCUGUUUUGAGCUUGUAGUACGUUUCAUAGUGUGCCCCAGCAAGAGCGAGUUUUUCAGCAAUAUCAUGAAUGUCAUUGACAUUGUGUCCAUUAUGCCCUACUUCAUCACUGUCAUAACAGAACUGAUGGCCACCCACGAGGAAGACCCCACCGCCAACCAGAACAUGUCUCUGGCCACACUACGUGUCAUCCGAUUAGUGCGUGUCUUCAGGAUUUUCAAGCUUUCCCGCCAUUCCAAGGGCCUCCAGAUUCUAGGCCAAACCCUGAAGGCCAGCAUGAGGGAGCUAGGCUUGCUUAUUUUCUUCCUCUUCAUAGGCGUCAUCCUCUUCUCCAGUGCCAUUUACUUUGCUGAGGUUGACGAACCUGAUACUCAGUUCGUGAGCAUCCCGGAAGGAUUCUGGUGGGCUGUGGUCACAAUGACGACAGUCGGCUACGGCGACAUGUGCCCUAUCACUUUGGGGGGAAAGAUGGUUGGGAUCCUCUGUGCCAUCGCUGGUGUGCUUACCAUUGCACUUCCUGUUCCUGUCAUCGUCUCCAACUUCAACUACUUCUACCAUCGUGAAACUGAGCAAGCGGAGAAACAGAUGAUUGACGCUGCUACUGAAGCUGCUGCAAAUCAGAAAAGCAGUUCUGAAGAGAAGUAUGAAAGCAAUUACUCGCUGGACAAGAGCAAUGGGAACUGGCAGACAGGGAAAAAUGGCAUUCCAUAAGGAUUGGUAUAUUUCACAUGACUAGCAAUAAUGACUGUACAACAAUGCACUUAGAAACUCUUGUUUUUAUGGUUUGAAAACUGCUUAAUUAAGAGUUCUACAUAUGUACCUAAUGCUAUGCAUAUACAAACAGUACCUUUACAAAACAUGCUGUUUCAAAGGGAGACCUCAAACAGGACGCUGUUUUAGCCAAAGGCUGCUAAAAACACCUUUGAUGGAUGACUAUAACCUCAGAAGCACUAUCUACUAAAAGGAAGCAAAAUAUAUUGUAAGGGACAUCCCUUUAAGGCUUUACAGUAAUACAAACUGAAAUGCACUGAAAGGAAAAAGGAAUAUGAAACUCGGGAAGACAAAAAAAAGUACUCAUGUCAUCAUUUCGAGGCAAACGGCUGCGUUUGACUGAGGUCAAAACAAGCAUUUAAUUAAUCGCGAUUAAGUGCCUGUGUUGCCGAGUCCCUCAAAUUAAUGCCGAGGAAUCAUGAAUCUGCACUCUGAGCAUCCACCCAGCACCACCUUUUGCUGAUGUUGUCGUUCCUUUAGAGUUUUGCACUGACAUCACCUUUUGUCCCUGCUGCUUGUAAAAGAAAAAGCUUAUGCCAAACUGUUAUCCAUCCUUCAAUGUCACUGAAUGUCUCCUCUAACAGUCCUGGUAGUUGUUAUACAUAAUCAGGCCCAUUUGGAAUUUAAAUACAGUAUCCUACGCAUGCAAGUAUGUUAUAUUUGGAUGACCCGCCGUUCUGUGGCAGCAUCUGCUUGCUGCUCGUCCCACAUUUUCUUCUGGUGUUUCUAUUCUUGUCAACAUACACACAUAAUGAGACGCUAGAACUCUAUCUUUAGAGUGAGAUUUUUUUUUUCGUAUUUCUAUGCUGAGUGAGUUCAAGUUUUGGUACACACCUUUGCUUGGCCAUUCCAUUCAAUUCGUUUUACGUCAUAUCUUGUCUCUUGUUUGACCGACUGUAUAUAACGAGCACUGACAAUAGCUAGUAGGAUGCACUCACUUCUUUACAUACAGCUUAAUUGGCCUACUAUCAGCCUUACUCAUUAUGCACAUGGAUAUGUAUGGCUGGAAAACGCACAAGAAUUUAAGCAUGGAUUUAUAUGAGUUACCCACUUAAAACAAUACUUAUCUGUCAAACUGUGGACAUAUAUAAAAAAAAUAAAAAAAUAAAAAAAAAAACUUUAAUUUAGGUUGGUUCUGUUGGUGGAGUAAUAAGUGUUAUUUUUCCAUCAUACUA
Molecule: messenger RNA, 3320 nt
Organism: Carassius gibelio (silver crucian carp)
Lineage: Eukaryota; Metazoa; Chordata; Actinopteri; Cypriniformes; Cyprinidae
Product: potassium voltage-gated channel subfamily A member 10
Exons: 2
Coding region: 403-2085 (560 amino acids)
Biological process (GO): protein homooligomerization; potassium ion transmembrane transport
Cellular component (GO): membrane; voltage-gated potassium channel complex
Molecular function (GO): protein binding; delayed rectifier potassium channel activity
Source: RefSeq, a predicted model, not a curated record